UACUUUUGCAUCCACUCUUUCAUGGACCCAAUGUCCCUCUCCCUGUCUCUCUGAACUUUCUUCUUUCUAUAUGGGUUGAAUCAGCCUGUAAUUCCUAAUCUUCUCAUCAAAAAAACUAAAUAUUCUACUUUUAAAUCUUCCCGAGCUUUCUUCUUGUUGUUUGCAAAUAAUGGCGCUGAGAUAUGGAAUUAACAGUGUGAGGGUUGAACGAAGGGUACUUGAAGCGCCCAAAAAUUUGAUGCAGGUAAUCCUCAUAUUAGCAAAAGCUAUGGCGUUGCUCUGUUACACCGAGAGACGCUACAUCUUCUACUUGCCCAGAGCCAUCGUUCACGCUGUGUUGGACAAGGAUAAGAAAACAAUUGGAAGUGAGUGCCGAGAAAGAAGUGAUUGUGAAGAAGUGAAAGGCCGCGAAAUCUUGAAGGAGUUACAAGAGUUUGAAAGAUUGUUGAACCUAGCCAGGAUUUGCAGCCGCGGCAAACGCUUUCCAGCACGUCUAUGUACUGCUGGAUUCCACGAGGAGGAUGUGCUCUAUAGGGAGACAACAUCUAGGAUUAUGAAGCCUGCUUUCACGGUUAUACGUGAUAAAGAAUCAAAAUGUUUGCUGGUGUUCAUCCGUGGAACUCGUAGCAUAAAAGACACUCUCACAGAUGCACUGUGUGCUCCUGUGUCUUUCGAUCACAACAUGGUUUCAGGACAUGCACACCGUGGUAUGGUUGCUGCGGCUGAUUGGAUUAGAAAACGCUGUAUUCCUGUACUACUUGAAGCUCUUCAUCAAUACCCCAACUUCAAAAUCAAGAUCGUUGGACACUCGCUGGGUGGUGGUACUGCUGCACUGUUGACUUAUAAACUUAGAGAAAUGGAAGAGUUGUCUUCAACAAGGCCAACUUGUGUGACGUUUGGCUCAGCUGCCUGUGUGACAUUGAAGUUGGCUGAGUUAGGAAAACCCUUUAUCACUUCCAUUGUAAAUGGUUCUGACAUAGUGCCAACACUGUCAGCUUCUUCUAUUCAUGAUUUCAUUGCUGAGGAUCGGAAGGAUUAUAAAAACAUCUUAGGCGCAAUGAGAGCUCGCUUAUCUUCUGCCAAAGCCAUAGCAAAAGAUGCAGUAAACUAUUGUACCGAGGUUUUGAGCCUCUUUUUAAGUGAAUCUAUUGAUGAUGAUGAUGAUGAAUAUGAUUGGAGUGAAGGAUCUGACCAUGAUGACUCAGAUGACGAUAACAUUGAUGAUAAGGAGGAAGAUAUCAUUGAAGAAGAUAGUGUUAGUCAAAUUACAGAAUCAACUAGGCGACAUCUUUAUCCACCAGGCAGGAUCAUGCAUAUGAUCACUUCACAUAUGUCAGAAAAUUCGAACUCAAACCACAGUGAUGCUGAUGAAAAACAUGUCUGCUUAUAUCAAACGCCUACACAGCUGUAUGGAAAACUCAGAUUUUCAAGAGGAAUGAUACGGGAUCAUCGCACGGAAAGGUAUCUGGAGAAGUUACAACAAUUAAUCAACACACUAGAGAAAGAGUGAUUCAAAUAUCAUGGAGGAUGACCCGAUUAUUCAAGUUUGUUUACUAUGAGUAUAUAUUAGAAUUGUGAUUGCUGAAUAGGUACAAGGUUGAAGAGGUUUUUAGAAGUUUGAUAUUCUUGUAUAUUGUUGGAACGGUCCAAGCUUGAGACAAAAUUUCAUAUUAAAUAAAAAAGACAAAGUUAAUAAAGAUCCUAAUCCCAUUAUCUUAAGAUUAUG
Messenger RNA from Vigna unguiculata (cowpea), 1726 nucleotides. RefSeq lists its product as uncharacterized. Lineage: Eukaryota; Viridiplantae; Streptophyta; Magnoliopsida; Fabales; Fabaceae. Gene Ontology annotation, biological process: lipid metabolic process. The record is from RefSeq and is a predicted model, not a curated record.